AUGCUCUCCAUAAUUCUUUUCAUAAUCCUAAUUUUUACAAUAGCGAAAAACUCUUUUGCAGUUCAAUGUAAUACAAAUCCUUGUCAACUAGGUGGUUAUUUCACACCACCUAAGUAUAACUGUAUUCAAUUAUUAAAUGAACCUAAUGUUAUUUGUACAUGUCCUAAUGGACAAGGACGAAAAAAUGUUCCAUGUCGUGUUUGUGAUAAUGUUCAAUGUGGUUCAAAUGGAGUUUGUAUUGAAGCAGAAUUGUUCCAAAGUUCAUUUUAUGCUUGUGCAUGUACGAGUGGUACAUAUAAUUAUGUUGUUCCAGAGCCAUGCUCAGGUGUUAUUCUACCAACAACUAUAACAACAACUCCAACUCCAACUCCAACAACAACUUCAACUUCAACUGUUGCUUCUACUUUAUUGCCUAUCCAAUGUCAUAAUGGUAGUGUUUAUAAUGUCGCAACAGCUACAUGUAUUUGUCAACCUGGUUUCACAGGACUCCAAUGUGGAACCUCGAUUGGUCAAGAACUUUGCCGAAAAAUAACUUGUGUUAAUGGUGGUGUUUGUAAUCCUGUGCCUACAGCUAAUAAUGGAAUUGAAGCACAAUGUUGGUGUUUAAAUGGUUUUUCUGGUAUACCAGGUACAUGCCAAUUUAAUCUUUGCCAAAAUGGUGGUGUAUGUGAAGAGCGAAGACUUGGUGCUUCAAUCUUUGCUUAUUGUCAAUGUCCGCCUGGUUUCAGUGGACGAUAUUGUGAAAGACAUUAUUUUACAUGUUCUCAUUCGGGUUUAUUUGACGAUUUGGUUAAUUGUAAAUUCGGUCGAUAUUUCCAGUGUGUCAAUACAGUUGCCAUAAUGCGUUCAUGUACACAAGGUUUUCGAUUUAAUUCAAUGAGGAUGCAAUGCGAUGAGAAUGGUUCUUGUCCAUCAUAA
Rotaria sp. Silwood2 is the source of this 918-nucleotide messenger RNA. The record is from the annotation of a GenBank genome assembly. NCBI's taxonomy places the organism in Eukaryota, Metazoa, Rotifera, Eurotatoria, Philodinida, Philodinidae.